Molecule: messenger RNA, 808 nt
Organism: Selaginella moellendorffii
Lineage: Eukaryota; Viridiplantae; Streptophyta; Lycopodiopsida; Selaginellales; Selaginellaceae
Product: glycine cleavage system H protein
Exons: 4
Coding region: 88-600 (170 amino acids)
Biological process (GO): protein lipoylation; glycine decarboxylation via glycine cleavage system
Cellular component (GO): cytoplasm; glycine cleavage complex; mitochondrion
Source: RefSeq, a predicted model, not a curated record
UAGAAGCUUUUGUGGCCGCAAGGCUGCGUCCAGUGUUUGUGGAAAGCACCCUAGAAAGAAAGAAAGAAAGGGAGUAGAAGCAACACGAUGGCGCUCCGGUCUAUGGCGGCGCAAGCUGCCACGAUUCUGAGAAUUCGAUGCCAGCCUCACCUGGCGCAGGCCUUGGCGAUUCCACUGGCGCGAGGAUUUGCAACCGAAGCCGCAGCUACCGUUCCAAUCCCCCAAGACUUGAAAUUUCUGGAAUCGCACGAAUGGGUCAAGGUGGAGAGUGGGACUGGAACUGUGGGUAUCAGCGACCAUGCCCAGCAUGAAUUGGGUGAUGUGGUGUUUGCGGAUUUGCCAGAAAUUGGGUCUUCUGUGACGAAAGGGAAGAACUUUGGUGUGGUGGAGAGCGUCAAGGCUUGCAGCGAUAUCUACAGCCCAGUGUCUGGCGAAGUGAUUGAAGUGAACGAAGAAGUCAAGCAAACUCCAGCGCUCGUGAACAAGAAUGCGUUUGGCGAGGGAUGGCUGAUCAAAGUGAAGAUGUCCAACGUCUCCGAUCUCGACGGCCUAAUGGACCCAGCUGCGUACGAAGAACACGUAAAGAGUGGAGGGCACUAGCCUAGCUAGCCAUAAAAUCAAAGAGAAAGAGAGAGAGGGAGAGAGAGAGAGGGCCAAGUUCUUUCAAGCUCAAAUGCUCUCAUCAUCUCUGGGGUUGAGAUCAAUUUCAUGUUUAGACUUUGAGAUCGGAUAGGCUGGGAGGUAUCACUGGUUGACAUGAAUCUGAUCUUAUGAGCUAGAAAGUGAGAGUGAUAUGCAUCUCCACAAA